Molecule: messenger RNA, 186 nt
Organism: Funneliformis geosporum
Lineage: Eukaryota; Fungi; Glomeromycota; Glomeromycetes; Glomerales; Glomeraceae
Source: the annotation of a GenBank genome assembly
AUGCAACCUUCACCAACGAUGCAAAUCCCAAAACCAUAUCCUACUGCCAAACCAUCUAAAGAUUACACACAUAAUAAAAAUUCAAAGAUAUCCCCUACCAAUUCAAAUGAAUCAGAAACUAUUUUAGGAGUUACACCACAGGAAAUAAACAACCAAGAGCAAACUCAAAGCUUUACUGAACAAUAG